This is a messenger RNA of Brassica napus (rape), 5445 nucleotides long. Its product is annotated as photosystem II D2 protein-like. Gene Ontology annotation, cellular component: chloroplast thylakoid membrane; photosystem II. NCBI's taxonomy places the organism in Eukaryota, Viridiplantae, Streptophyta, Magnoliopsida, Brassicales, Brassicaceae. Gene Ontology annotation, biological process: photosynthesis, light reaction; photosynthesis; photosynthetic electron transport in photosystem II. The record is from RefSeq and is a predicted model, not a curated record. The transcript has a single exon. Bases 335 to 1414 code for a protein of 359 amino acids.
ACCGGCAUAGACAUGUAGAUGUCAAAUAAAAUAGAAAAAAAGAUUUCUUUAUCUGAGUAAUGAGUCAUCUGACAAUUCAUGAUUUAGAUUCAACUACUUAUUAAGAAACUAAUAGCAAGGAAGAAACAAUUUGAGUUGAUGCGUUUACCUAAGUAAGGACCAAUAAAAUCAAAUAUUUUGAUCUUCGAAACCAAUUAAAUGAAAUUCUAAAGGUGAAAUUUUAUGUGCCAGUGCGCGAGAAAUCAAAUCAUAAAUAAAUGAUAGAAUUUUGAGCGUCCUGAACAUAAUAUAUAACAUUAAGAUAUAUAAAGGUGUUCGGAAAUGGUUGAAGUAGAUGAAUAGGAGGAUCGCUAUGACUAUAGCCCUUGGUAAAUUUACCAAAGACGAAAAAGAUUUAUUUGAUAUUAUGGAUGACUGGUUACGGAGGGACCGCUUCGUUUUUGUAGGUUGGUCUGGUCUAUUGCUCUUUCCUUGUGCCUAUUUCGCUUUUGGGGGUUGGUUCACAGGUACAACCUUUGUAACUUCAUGGUAUACUCAUGGAUUGGCUAGUUCCUAUUUAGAAGCUUGCAUUUUUUUAACCGCUGCAGUUUCUACUCCUGCUAAUAGUUUAGCGCAUUCUUUGUUGUUACUGUGGGGUCCUGAAGCACAAGGAGAUUUUACUCGUUGGUGUCAAUUAGGCGGUCUGUGGGCUUUUGUUGCUCUCCACGGUGCUUUCGCAUUAAUAGGUUUUAUGUUACGUCAAUUUGAACUUGCUCGAUCUAUUCAAUUGCGACCUUAUAAUGCAAUCGCAUUCUCUGGUCCAAUUGCUGUUUUUGUUUCUGUCUUUCUAAUUUAUCCACUAGGUCAAUCUGGUUGGUUCUUUGCGCCUAGUUUUGGUGUAGCGGCUAUAUUUCGAUUCAUCCUCUUUUUCCAAGGGUUUCAUAAUUGGACAUUGAACCCAUUUCAUAUGAUGGGAGUCGCUGGUGUACUGGGCGCGGCUCUGUUAUGCGCUAUUCAUGGUGCUACUGUAGAAAAUACUUUAUUUGAAGAUGGUGAUGGUGCAAAUACAUUCCGUGCUUUUAACCCAACUCAAGCCGAAGAAACUUAUUCAAUGGUCACCGCUAACCGCUUUUGGUCACAAAUCUUUGGGGUUGCUUUUUCCAAUAAACGUUGGUUACAUUUCUUUAUGUUAUUUGUACCAGUAACUGGUUUAUGGAUGAGUGCUCUUGGAGUAGUCGGUCUAGCUUUGAACCUACGUGCCUAUGACUUCGUUUCCCAGGAAAUCCGUGCAGCGGAAGAUCCGGAAUUUGAGACUUUCUAUACUAAAAAUAUUCUUUUAAACGAAGGUAUUCGCGCUUGGAUGGCGGCUCAAGAUCAGCCUCAUGAAGACCUUAUAUUCCCUGAGGAGGUUCUACCACGUGGAAACGCUCUUUAAUGGAACUUUAGCUUUAGCUGGUCGUGACCAAGAAACCACUGGUUUCGCUUGGUGGGCCGGGAAUGCCCGACUUAUCAAUUUAUCUGGUAAACUAUUGGGAGCUCAUGUAGCCCAUGCCGGAUUAAUUGUAUUCUGGGCCGGAGCAAUGAACUUAUUUGAAGUGGCUCAUUUUGUACCUGAAAAGCCCAUGUAUGAACAAGGAUUGAUUUUACUUCCCCACCUAGCCACUUUAGGCUGGGGGGUAGGUCCUGGGGGAGAAGUUAUAGACACCUUUCCAUACUUUGUAUCUGGAGUACUUCACUUAAGUUCUUCUGCAGUUUUGGGCUUUGGCGGUAUUUAUCAUGCACUUCUGGGACCCGAAACUCUUGAAGAAUCUUUUCCAUUUUUCGGUUAUGUAUGGAAAGAUAGAAAUAAAAUGACCACCAUUUUGGGUAUUCACUUAAUUUUGUUAGGUGUAGGUGCUUUUCGUCUAGUAUUCAAGGCUCUCUAUUUUGGGGGCGUAUAUGAUACCUGGGCUCCAGGAGGGGGGGAUGUAAGAAAAAUUACAAACUUGACUCUUAGCCCAAGUGUUAUAUUUGGUUAUUUACUAAAAUCUCCCUUUGGGGGAGAAGGAUGGAUUGUUAGUGUGGACGAUUUGGAAGAUAUAAUUGGAGGGCAUGUAUGGUUAGGUUCCAUUUGUAUAUUUGGUGGAAUCUGGCAUAUCUUAACCAAACCUUUUGCAUGGGCUCGCCGCGCACUUGUAUGGUCUGGGGAGGCUUACUUGUCUUAUAGUUUAGCUGCUUUAUCUGUUUGUGGUUUCAUUGCUUGUUGUUUUGUCUGGUUUAAUAAUACCGCUUACCCUAGUGAGUUUUACGGACCUACAGGGCCAGAAGCUUCUCAAGCUCAAGCAUUUACUUUUCUAGUUAGAGACCAACGUCUUGGAGCUAACGUGGGGUCUGCUCAAGGACCUACAGGUUUAGGUAAAUACUUAAUGAGUUCCCCGACCGGAGAAGUUAUUUUUGGAGGAGAAACAAUGCGUUUUUGGGAUCUGCGUGCUCCCUGGUUAGAACCUUUAAGGGGUCCUAAUGGUUUGGACUUAAGUAGGUUGAAAAAAGACAUAAACCUUGGCAAGAACGACGUUCUGCAGAAUAUAUGACUCAUGCUCCUUUAGGUUCCUUAAAUUCUGUAGGGGGGGCGUAGCUACUGAGAUCAAUGCAGUCAAUUACGUCUCUCCGAGAAGUUGGUUAUCUACCUCUACUUUUGUUCUAGGAUUCUUCCUAUUCGUGGGUCAUUUAUGGCACGCGGGAAGAGCUCGGGCAGCGGCAGCAGGAUUUGAAAAAGGAAUUGAUCGUGAUUUUGAACCUGUUCUUUCUAUGACUCCUCUUAACUAAAGUAGUAGUUAAAAUAGGAAAGUAAAAAUCGGGUCAUAUUAAAAAGUCUUCUUUAUUUCUUUCAAUCUCAUUUUUUCUGGCUCGGCUAUACUAUCCAGCCGAGCCAUUCUCCUUUUUUAUGAUGCUAAGAAGUAAAAAAAGCCAAUAAAGAAAAAAAUCUAUUCAUCCAACAAAAGGAGAGAGACGGAUUCAAACCCUCGAUAGUUAUUUUUUAUGAAUUAUACUGGUUUUCAAGACCGGAGCUAUCAACCACUCGGCCAUCUCUCCGAAAGAUAAUUUCUAUUUUAUCUUUUUUUUCGCCAAAUAGAACAUAGCUCGAUGAGUUAAUACGAUCACUAUGUAGAAAAAGAUAUAGGGUGUGACUUUCUUUAUAAGUCUAUCAAUUGGUCUAUAUAAAUAAAAUGAGAUACAUGAUCCAGUCUACCCAUUUGUGAAGUAAAAAAGAACCUUUAACUUCAUGUCCGAAUAGAAUAAACGUGGUAAAAAGAAGUUGGAAAUAAGGCAUCUCGAAUAAACGGAUUCAUGAUAAAAUCACUUUAUUUAUUAAAAAUUUUUAGUGGGUAAGAGGAUUAAAUGGUGUAUAUUGUUAAUAGCUUGGAGGAUUACAAACAUGACUAUUGCUUUUCAAUUGGCUGUUUUUGCAUUAAUUAUUACUUCAUCAAUCUUACUGAUUAGUGUACCCGUUGUAUUUGCGUCUCCUGAUGGGUGGUCGAGUAACAAAAAUGUUGUAUUUUCUGGUACAUCUUUAUGGAUUGGAUUAGUCUUCUUGGUGGGUAUCCUUAAUUCUCUUAUCUCUUGAAUUCAUUCGUUGCAGAUCAAAAAAUGAGAUAACCCCUCCCAUUCCACGAAUUACACAUUCAAAUUCAAUAUAAGUCCAUAAAAUGCAAAUAAAGAAAACAAAAAAAUUAGAGGGGGGGUCGAACUUCUGUAACUUGAGUGAAAUAUGAAUCAAAUAUUAAUAAAUAGCAAUUUACUAAAUAUAACUAUGAAAUAGUAAUAACUAAUUAAAUAAAAGAAAAUGAAUCAAGAAUUGAUAUCCGAUAUCAAUAUAGAAUAUAAUAUUUUAUGGAAAUAGAGAAUAAUAUAUUAUUGAAUAUGGAAUUCUAUAUAUAGAUAUAGAAUAAAUAUAUUAUUAAAUAUAUAUUUAUAUAUGUUAAUAGAAUUGUUAAUUGAACUUUUUUGGUAGUAGAGUUUUAUCAAAUGACCCCAAACCAAAGAGUGUAUCUCGUAUAGCUUUGAACAAAUAUUAUCCAUAAAUUUCUUAUCAAGAAGGCAAAAAAAUGCAGAUAUAGUCGAAUGGUAAAAUUUCUCUUUGCCAAGGAGAAGACGCGGGUUCGAUUCCCGCUAUCCGCCCAAAUAGAAAUGGAUUCAAAAAGAUCAAAGAUUCGGUAUAGUUGACCGGGAAAUAUAGUAAUUUUUGCCUCGCGUCCCAAAAGAUAAGUAUUAAUUAUAGUUAAUAGAAUCAAACUUACAUUUGUUGAAAAAAAAAUGUUGCGGAGACAGGAUUUGAACCCGUGACCUCAAGGUUAUGAGCCUUGCGAGCUACCAAACUGCUCUACCCCGCGAUGAAACAAAAAAACUUGGACUAAACUCUAAUAAACAAAGACGAAUUGAAUGCGCCCCUAUUCCAUAUCUGUACAAAUAGAAUAGCCUAUUUAGACAGAAUGGUAAAGGGGCCUCGUCGAGCAUAGAAAAAAUAGAAAAAUUAAAGGAUACUUAAAUCUUUACCAGCUUGAUCUUGUUGCCCCUGGCAAUAAACAUGCCUGAACCAUUUCCCGAAGGAUGUGUCCAGAUAGUCCAAAGUCUCGAUAGUUAGCUCUCGGUCUUCCGGUCGAGAAGCAACGUCGAUGAAGACGUGUAGGUGCACUAUUACGCGGUGGGGAUUGUAAUUUUCCAUGAAUUUUCCACUUCUCACUUAGCGACGGAAUCUCACUUAUUUCCUUUUUUGAGGAUCGACGAAUCAAAUGAUAUUUUUGUUCUAAUUUUUGCCUCUUCUUCUCCCUAUAAAUCAAAAUUUUCUUUGCCAUAAUGCUUAAGUUCCUCUUAUUAUCAAUGAUAAUGAUACAAAUCGGAUCCUAGAUGUAGAAAUAAAUAUAAGAGUGCAUACCUAUAUUUUUAUUAUAAAAUAUAUAUAUAUAUAUAUUAUUGCGGAUAGAAUACAUAAAUAAUUAACCGAAUUUGCCCGACGUGGAGGCAAUCAAGAAAGCCGCAUAAGUGAAUAUAUAACCUACAGAAAAGUGAGCUAAUCCAAUCAAUCUUGCUUGCACAAUUGAAAGAGCUACUGUUUUAUCUUUCCAUCGAAUCAAAUUUGCCAAAGGUGUACGUUCAUGAGCCCAUGCUAAAGUUUCAAUCAAUUCCUGCCAAUAACCACGCCAGGAAAUUAAGAACAUAAAUCCAGUAGCCCAAACAAGAUGCCCAAAUAAGAACAUCCAUGCCCAGACUGAUAAACUAUUCAUACCAAACGGGUUAUAUCCAUUGAUAAGUUGUGAAGAGUUUAACCAUAGAUAAUCUCUUAACCAUCCCAUCAAAUAAGUGGAAGAUUCAUUAAACUGUGAAACGUUACCUUGCCAUAAUGUGAUGUGUUUCCAAUGCCAAUAAAAAGUAACCCAUCCAAUAGUAUUUAACAUCCAAAAAACUGCCAAAUAAAAUGCGUCCCAAGCC